Messenger RNA from Hemicordylus capensis (graceful crag lizard), 3043 nucleotides. It is a transcript of the gene ERMP1, whose product is annotated as endoplasmic reticulum metallopeptidase 1. Gene Ontology annotation, molecular function: metalloexopeptidase activity. Gene Ontology annotation, biological process: proteolysis. The record is from RefSeq and is a predicted model, not a curated record. Lineage: Eukaryota; Metazoa; Chordata; Lepidosauria; Squamata; Cordylidae. The transcript has 16 exons. Bases 125 to 2815 code for a protein of 896 amino acids.
CGGCCCCAGCCGAGCAGUUUUGGCCCUUGGCCGCUCCCGUACGCAGCCUCCUCCUCCUGCUGCUCCUCCAUCCUCGGCUUUUUGCAGUCCGGUGGUGCUCGGAGGCGGACCGGCUCGGGGCUUCAUGGAGCGCAGUUCGGCGGCAGUAGGGGCAGUGAGGCGCCUCCGUACCCAGGCCCAGCAACAGUAUCACCAGCAGCAGCCGCCGCCGUGCCGCCCGGAAAAGGAGGGACGGGACUGGGGCAAGCCUGCACGAGGAGGAAGCGCGAGGCUGCUCUUGCCGGAGUCGCGCGCGGUACUUGUGCUGCUGCUUUAUUUGCUCGGGCUGCGCGGACUCGUUUACUUUUCCUUCCAGCAGCUGGUACAGCCGGCGCGCGUCUCUAAAGAAUUCAAUGCCCCUCGCGCCAGAACUCGAGGUGAUGUCAGUGGAGUAACCAGGACAUACUUAGAAAAUAUUACUGCAUUUGGACCUAGGGCUGUUGGAAGUCCAGAAAAUGAAGUCUUCACAGUCAACUACCUCUUGGAGCAAGUUAAAGCUAUUGAAACUGCAAGCAAUAAUGUCCAUAAGAUCUCUAUAGAUAUACAGAGGCCAACAGGCACCUUCAGUAUUGACUUUCUUGGAGGCUUCACCAGUUACUAUGAUAAUAUUACUAAUUUAGUGGUCAAACUGGAACCCAGAAAUGGAGCUGAGCAUGCAGUGCUCUCCAACUGUCACUUUGACUCUGUACCAAACUCUCCAGGUGCCAGUGAUGAUGCUGUCAGCUGCUCUGUGAUGCUUGAGAUACUCUACUAUCUUUCAAAAUCACCAGAACCCCUGCAGCAUGCCAUUAUAUUCCUGUUUAAUGGUGCAGAAGAAAGUAUCUUGCAGGCUAGUCAUGGGUUCAUUACACAACACCACUGGGCAAAAUCAGUGAGAGCAUUUAUUAAUCUGGAGGCUGCUGGAGUAGGUGGGAAAGAGCUUGUAUUUCAAACAGGACCUGAAAACCCAUGGCUUGUACAAGCAUAUAUCUCUGCUGCCAAACACCCUUUUGCCUGUAUCGUGGCUCAAGAAGUGUUUCAGAGUGGUAUUAUCCCUGCAGAAACAGACUUCCGUAUUUACAGAGACUUUGGCAACAUUCCAGGAAUAGACCUGGCUUUCAUUGAAAAUGGUUACAUCUAUCAUACGAAGUAUGACACAGCAGACCGAAUUCUGACAGACUCCAUUCAGAGGGCAGGUGACAAUAUUUUAGGUGUGCUAAAAUACUUAGCUAAGUCAGACAGCCUGGCCAAAUCUCAUGAAUAUCGACAUGGAAAUCUUGUCUUCUUUGAUGUCUUUGGCAUGUUUAUUCUGGCUUAUCCAACUCGUGUAGGAGCCAUUAUGAACUGUGUUGUCACAACACUUGCUAUUCUUUAUCUGGGUAAAAAAAUUUUGCAGCCUAGAAAAAGAGCAAUUAGUUAUCUGAAGGAACUUGCCAUUGCAUUUGGUUUCACAGUCCUUAGUUGGUUCGCCACAUUAGUUGGCAUACUUUUUGUAGCAGUGUUUAUUUCGGUCAUUGGACGCUCUCUUUCUUGGUAUACCCACUUCCACGUCUCUGGUUUUCUGUAUGGAACUGCAGCUUUGGCUAAACUAAUACUUGUUCACACGUUAGUCAAGAAAUUCUAUUAUAAAAAUACAAACCAGCAGUUCCUUGCAGAGAUCUUCUUUGAUGUGCCAGUGCUUUUUUGGUCAGUUACAUUGGCUUUACUUACAUACCUAGGACUUUCAUCUGCAUUUGUCAGUGCAAUAUGGGUAGCAUUUCCUCUACUCACAAGAUUAAUGACUUAUAAGGAAUUCAAAGAAAAAGGUGCUACAGUGACAUUUGUUACAACUUACCUCCUGGGAAUGUUUUUUCCAUACCUCUAUUUAAUAUACCUCAAUUGGGUUAUAUUUGAAAUGUUAAUUCCUAUCACAGGACGCAGUGGUUCAGAGAUUCCACCUGAUAUAAUAAUGGCUGCUUUUAUUGUUACGUUGUCGAUACUUCUGAGUUCCUACUUUCUUAAUUUCAUCUACCUUGCCAGAAGCACAAAGAUGACAAUAAUAACUUUAAGUACAGUGUUUUUAGUCACAUUCGUCCUUGUCUGCAGUGGAAUCUUCUUCCCUUAUAGUUCAGAUUCUGCAAAUCCAAGGCCUAAGCGAAUAUUUGUUCAGCACUUGAGCAGAAGAUUCCAUAACCUGGAUGGCCAGUUGACAAAAAGUGAUUCUGGAAUGUGGAUUAAUGGACUUGACUAUGGUGGCAUCUCUUAUGUCACUCCUCAUAUACCUGAACUCAAUGAUUCUAUUAGAACAAAAUGUGAGGAAGACUCGCCCCUCUGUGGGUUGCCUUGGAUCCUUCCUGUAGAUUAUCUAUUCAGAAAGAAUUGGUAUCUUCCUGCUCCAAUGGUUACUCCCAAGAAUCCUAUUCACUUUCAGCUUUUCUCCAAAGAGCAAAUGCCCUGGGAUUCUAUAAAGUUAACCUUCGAAAUAUCAGGUCCAAGUCACAUGUCACUGUAUCUUCGAGUGCAUCGAGGGGCAACAUUGGCCAGGUGGUCUCUUGGAGAUGGAAUUCCUGUUGUUAAUGUAGGUGGGGAUUACUUCGUGUAUUAUUCACAUGGGCUCCAAGCCUUGCCAUGGCACUUCUGGAUAGAGUUGAAGACCUCAGGAGAGUCCACAAAUGGAAUGGUCACCCUUGGUAUAGCUACCCAUUAUUACUUUGGGGAAGAUCAGAAGACCCCUCAGUUAAAUGCCUUGUUAGAAAGAUUUCCCAAUUGGACAUUUCCCUCAAGCUGGGUCUCCACUUAUGACCAAUUUGUGUUUUAAUCCAGAGGUUUAAAGGUCAAUUGUCUUUAAGUUCCUGAGUGCAAUUUUCAUUCAUAAGGAAUUGUGCAAGUUGGAAGAUAACAUUAUUUUUGAAAAAACUACUUUAGCCACAAGUGUGUUUUUAUGGGAGUAUGAAUACAGAAAGGAUGGUGAAGAGAUUGUACUUUUUUGCAGGAGGAAAGUGGAACCUCGGUGUCUUAUGCAAAAUAUACUUUUCUCCCACUUGAA